AUGGGUCACAGUCCAACUCCUAGAUGUAUUAUUGUCAGACAUGGCCAGACCGAGUGGUCUAAGUCCGGUCAGUACACCGGUUUGACUGACUUGCCAUUGACUGACUAUGGUGUUGGCCAAAUGCUGAGGACCGGUGAGUCUAUCUUCUCCAACAACCGUUUCAUCAACCCUGACCACAUCACAUAUAUCUUCACUUCUCCAAGAACCAGGGCCAAGCAGACCAUUGAGUUGGUUUUGAAGCCAUUGAGCGAGGAGCAAAGGUCUAAGAUCAAGGUUAUUGUUGACAAUGACUUGAGAGAAUGGGAGUACGGUGACUAUGAAGGGCUAUUGACCAAGGAGAUUGUCGAGCUGCGUAAGUCCCGUGGUUUGGACAAAGCUCGCCCAUGGAAUAUCUGGAGAGAUGGCUGUGAGAACGGUGAAACUACUGAAGAAGUCGGUUUGAGAUUGUCUAGAGUCAUCGCACGUAUCCAAAACCUGCACAAGAAGCACCAGGAACAAGGCAUACCAUCUGAUAUCAUGGUGUUUGCUCAUGGACAUGCUUUGCGUUACUUUGCGGCCAUCUGGCUACGUCUAGGUGAAGAGAAAGAGUGUAUCACUGCUUUCUCUAAGCAGAAGGUUAAGUCCUAUGAGGAGGAUGAGUCUGUGGUCCCAUACGUUGAGAUUACCAAGUUCAGACACUUGGUGGACAACCCAUUCUUCUUACUUGACGCUGGUGGUAUCGGUGUAUUGUCUUAUGCCCACCACAGCAUUGAUGAACCCGCCUUGGACCUAGCUGGUGCGUUCAUUUCCCCACCAGAGGAAGAGUCCCAACACGCUCCAGUUCCAAACAAGAAUUACUGA
Nakaseomyces glabratus is the source of this 840-nucleotide messenger RNA. It is a transcript of the gene SHB17, whose product is annotated as sedoheptulose-bisphosphatase. NCBI's taxonomy places the organism in Eukaryota, Fungi, Ascomycota, Saccharomycetes, Saccharomycetales, Saccharomycetaceae. Gene Ontology annotation, biological process: ribose phosphate biosynthetic process. Gene Ontology annotation, molecular function: sedoheptulose-bisphosphatase activity. The record is from RefSeq and is a predicted model, not a curated record.